Chlorocebus sabaeus (green monkey) is the source of this 1267-nucleotide messenger RNA. Lineage: Eukaryota; Metazoa; Chordata; Mammalia; Primates; Cercopithecidae. The record is from RefSeq and is a predicted model, not a curated record.
AUGGAGCUGAUCCAGGACACCUCUCGCCCGCCACCGGAGUGGAAGGGGUCUCCAUUAUCAAGUACUUUGGUAGAGGUACCGCACCCCUUGCAGAGCUUCCGGGCCCGGCCCGAUGACCUGCCUAUCACACCUACCCCAAGUCCGGGGACUACCUGGGUGAGUCAGAUUCUGUACAUGAUCUACCAAGGCGGCGCUGAGAAGUGUCACCGAAGCCCAUCUUCAUGCGGGUGCCUUUCCUUGGAGUUCAAAGCCCCAGGGAUUCCCAGUGGGAUGGAGACUCUGAAAGACACACCGGCCUCACGGCUCCUGAAGACACACCUGCCCCUGGCCCUGCUGCCCCAGACUCUGCUGGGAUCAGAAGUGCAGGUGGUCUAUGUUGCCCGAAACCCAAAGGAUGUGGCAGUCUCCUACUACCACUUCCACCGUAUGGAAAAGACGCACCCUGAGCCUGGGACCUGGGACAGCUUCCUGGAGAAGUUCAUGGCCGGAGAAGUGUCCUACGGGUCCUGGUACCAGCACGUGCAGGAGUGGUGGGAGCUGAGCCACACCCACCCUGUUCUCUACCUCUUCUAUGAAGACAUGAAGGAGAACCCCAAAAGGGAGAUUCAAAAGAUCCUGGAGUUUGUGGGGCGCUCCCUGCCAGAGGAGACCGUGGACCUCAUGGUUCAACACACGUCAUUCAGGGAGAUGAAGAAGAACCCUAUGGCCAACUACACCACCGUCCCCCAGGAGUACAUGGACCACAGCAUCUCCCCCUUCAUGAGGAAAGGCAUGACUGGGGACUGGAAAACCACCUUUACCGUGGCGCAGAAUGAGCGCUUCGAUGCGGACUAUGCGGAGAAAAUGGCAGGCUGCAGCCUCAGCUUCCGCUCUGAGCUGUGAGAGGGACUCCUGGAGUCACUGCAGAGGGAGUGUGUGAAUCAAGCCUGACCAAUGGGCUCAAGAAUAAAGUAUGAUUUUUGAGUCAGGCACAGUGGCUCACGUCUGCAAUCCAAGCGAUUUGGGAGGCUGAGCUGGGAGGAUCGCAAUAGGCCACACAUUUGAGACCAGCCUGGUAAAAUAGUGAGACCUCAUCUCUACAAAGAUGUAACGUAAUUAGCCACAUGUGCUGGCACUUACCUGUAGUCCCAGCUACUUGGGAAGCAGAGGCUGGAGGAUCAUUUCAGCCCAGGAGGUUGUGGAUACCGUGAGUUACGAUUAUGCCCAUACACUACAGCCUGGAUGACAAGCAAGACCCUCCCUCCAAAGAAAAUAAAGUUCAAUUAAA